AUGGCCGGCAAGGAGGAGGCGGGGAAGUUGAUGGUGAGUCCGGGCAGCGCUGCCAAUUCGACGGAGGCCAGCGUCGAUGGUCCUGCGGCGGUGUUCCCCUCCGCCGCCGGAUCCAUCUACAAGGAGGGUGACGAGUCUUUCGAGUCAGACAAGGGGGUGACUGCGAUGGACAAGAUGCUUGGGGAGGCGAAUCUGUCAUCUGUUGUCGCCAAUCAGCCGGCCGCAGCACCACCAGGUCCAAACAAGGGCAAGGUUCGGCUGUCGAAAGCCGAGAUUAGGACCAUAAUUGCGCUGAAGCCGGAGCAACACCCCAGCGCCGAUUACCUGGACGAUCUGGCAGAGUAUUUUCCUCUGGAGUGGAUUGAGGAAAGGAAGCGUGCCCACGCUGACAGUGUAGAGCUUUUCAAGAAGAUGGACGACGAUUUCGAAGAGUACCGGCAGGAGGUCAUCGCGUCUGUGCGGGACAAGGGCUACUACGAGGUCGAUGAAGAACUCAUCGCCAACAGGGAAAGGGGGAACGAAUACGCUGCCGAACAAUGGAAGAAGAUUGAUUGGACUGGAAUACAGAUUGCUAUCCCGGAGGACAGGCUGAGGGAUUCUGAUAGCUAUCGUCCAUACGUUCCUGACCAAGAUGAUGCUCUUGUUGAAGCUCUUGUGAUCGAGUGA
Triticum turgidum subsp. durum (durum wheat) is the source of this 666-nucleotide messenger RNA. Lineage: Eukaryota; Viridiplantae; Streptophyta; Magnoliopsida; Poales; Poaceae. The record is from the annotation of a GenBank genome assembly.